AUACCGGGGGCACGCCGAAAGGCACAGAAUUUUGGUUUUACUUGAAGCAAAGAAGUCAGUUUAAAACCAACUUUUGGAAUGCCCUGUGGGGAGAUGCAUCUGUGACAUGGAGUUUGUGUUUGGUCAUCUGCAAUCUGAGGCAACAGUGUGUGUGCUAUAUGAUAGAAGAAUUAAUUGUGGAGACAAUUAUAAGGAACUGAUUUUAAGAUGUUAGUGUCUCAUGCCAAGUAAUCCAAGUUUCGGAUGCCUAGCAGCCCAAGAGUAAAAAAAAAAUACUUUUUUGUAAACAUUGGUGCAAAAAGAGCAAGCAGUCAAUACAUACUUUACCAUGUGUUCCCUGAUUCUUUAGCACUGAAACUUUCAUUACACUGAAAUCAUGGUAUGAGGAUUGGUGGAGAAGAUCCUCCCCCCAUCCCCAGCACACAUCCAGCAACUAGAGACUGUGUCAAGAUGACCUCUGAGGAGAUGACAGCGUCUGUUCUCCUCUCUGUGGUACAGGGUAAAGUGAUAGCUGCCCAGUCAGCUGGAGAUGAAAAUACUGAAAAUGCUUUGGACACCAGUGUUAUAAGAAGACAUGCAGCCAGUUCGGGAAGGCAAACCACACACAAUCUGUCUUACUUACACAGACUUGAAGAAGAAAGUCUUCAGGGCUCAGUGCCCAAAAUAUUCCCUCUGGCCAAAGAACAACUGGCUAACGACAAGAGUAAUGAAAAUUUCUGGGAGAGGAACAGCUCCAUCUCUGAUUCAGUGGAAUUUCUUAACAUUAACUGUAACGUUGUACAGAAAAACUACAAGAGCAAUAUCUCCUGCAGCCAGUUGUAUCAGUCAUGUGCUCCUUUAGCAGGGGAAGAGGCAUGCCUGGAAACUGGAAUUCCUGUUUCUCUGGAAAGAGCCAUGCUUGCUGAAAUUCAGUUGAAAAUGAAUGGACCUUCAUUAAGAAGCCAGACAGCAGUAAAUAAGAAUGACAGCAGUGAUCCUGAUAAAGUGGCCUUUUUUCACUUGCAUUGUGCUAGUGAAAGGAAUAUAUCAAAGGCUUUGUGUGGUUUACACAACAGCUUCAUUUUGGAUGACUGCUUGCAGCCCGUGAGUGAUGGUGAUGGUAACACCACUGGUUCCCCAGCCUGCACUUGCAGCAUAAUGCAGUUGACAAAUAAUUGUGAGAAUAAAAAUGGACAGCAGUUGUACGAAGAUGCUUUAAGGGAUAAGUACUUAUGUCUGGAAAGAGCACCACAAAAGGUUAAAGUGGCGUGCUCAGGUCACAGCUUCUGUGGAAAUAACUUUACUGGAAGAAUGCCCUCAAAGCCCUUUCUGAGCCAUUUUAAGGACUGCAAUGAUAACUGUGAAGAAGAGCUGGAAGAGGAUUUUUUUAGAAACAAAAAGGAACGUUCUACAUUAUUAAUAAGACGUUUCUGUAAAAAUGAUAAAGAGGUUAAAAAAUCAGUUUAUACUGGAACAAGAGCAAUUUUUAGGACUUUACCAUUGGGGCACAUAGGAACUGUUGCUUGGAAUUAUGUUGAGCAAAGGAGAAACAACUGUGGCAUGAAGAUUUCUAGGAUUACAACAGAACAGCUAACUAUAAUUCAGUCCCUAAUAAAAUGGAAAUUUAAUUCCAGUCCUGAGAAGUCUUUAUGGUAUGAGAUCUUCAGUACAGUGACAGAAGAAGAGGAAGGAGCAGAAGAUAUUUUUGAAUAUAUUCCUCAUCUUCUGAGAAAGCUCCCAAUAUCUGUUACAGACUGUAUAUACAAAGGAGAUGGUUUUUGUGUAAAACCAUGUGUAACAGGUGCUUACUGUCAAUAUCGUGCCACUUUACAGAGGACUGCACUCUCUAACUAUAUAACUGGUGCUUUACUAGAAGCAACUACAUCAUUAGGAGCAAGAAGUGGUCUUUUAAAUAUCUUUGGAGGAUCAACUGGAAGAACAAUGCUUAAAGAACGCCAAGCGUGUACAUCCAUGGCUGGCUCCAGCGUCCUUCCCUCCAGCAUGGCCGGUAUCAGCAAGGAGCUGCUGGAGCUGCAGCACCUGAUCCAGUUCCCGGAGGAGGUUGCCAGCAUUCUGACCGAGCAGGAGCAGGAGCUCUACCGCAAAGUCCUACCCAUCGACUACCUCUGCUUUCUGACCAGGGAUCUGGGUAGUGCUGAGUGUCAAAGCAAGCUGCCAUCUCUUAAGGCAUCCAUAUCUGCUACUAUUCUUUCUUCUCACAAUGGUGAACAUAAUGCUGUAGAAGAUCUUGUGACCAGGUUUAAUGAGGUGAGCUCGUGGGUUACCUGGCUGAUCCUGACUGCAGGCUCUAUGGAGGAGAAACGAGAAGUCUUCUCAUAUUUGGUACACGUGGCAAAAUGCUGCUGGAAUAUGGGCAACUACAAUGCUGUAAUGGAAUUCCUGGCAGGGCUAAGGUCAAGAAAAGUUUUAAAAAUGUGGCAAUUUAUGGACCAGUCUGAUAUUGAAACCAUGCGAAGUCUGAAGGAUGCUAUGGCACAACAUGAGUCAUCAUCUGAAUACAGGAAAGUGGUCAACCGGGCACUCAAUAUUCCAGGCUGUAAAGUUGUUCCUUUCUGUGGUGUAUUUUUAAAAGAGCUCUGUGAAGUUUUGGAUGGAGCAUCAAGCCUCAUCAGACUCUGUCCACGAUAUAACUCCCAGGAUGAAACACUAGAGUUUGUUUCAGAUUACAGUGGACAAGAUAAUUUCUUACAACGAGUAGGCCAAGAUGGUUUAAAUAAUCCAGAAAAAGAAUCAACAACAAACAAUAUCUUCCAAACUAUCCGGAGCUGCAGUCGCAGUUUGGAGUCUGAGGAGGGUGAAGAUAAUGUCAGUGAAGGGAGCAAUUCAAGGAAAAACUCCUUGAAGGACAAAAACCGCUACCAGGCAGCACAUGUAAAGAAAGCCCCUGGUCCAGCUCAGGCUCUAUUUCUCAUCGGAGACCUUUCAGAUUCUGAAAGUGACAUAUUUGAGCAGUUGAAAGAAUGGGACACAAGUUCAACAGAAGAGCAGCAGAAGGCUUUCUGCCAUGGGAUAGAACUGAUUCCCUGGUACGUGCUGUCCAUCAGGGCUGACGUGCAUCAGUUCAUGCAGCAAGGGGCAACCGUCAUUCAUUACGACCAGGACACGCAUCUCUCUGCUCGUUGCUUUCUCCAGCUCCAGCCUGACAACAGUACUUUGACUUGGACAAAACCCACAACAGUUUGCCCUGCAAAUGCUAAGGCAAAACUGGGUGUGAUGGGCAAUACUGCUGAGCUUGGUAAAUACCAGUUUCUUGGUAAUACUGGACUGGUAGAAGGCUUUUUGGACUUGUUUUCAGCCAAGGCUGUAUAUAUGGGACACUCAGGCAUUGAUAUGCACACUGUGUGUGUUCAAAAUAAGCUUUGCAAUAUGUCCCUUGAAGAAAAUGGUAUAACACUACUUUAUGGACUUCAGACUACUGAUAAUAAGUUGCUGCACUUUGUUGCUCCGAAAUACACUGCCAGAAUGCUGUAUGAUGGAUUGCUGGAAUUGACUAAAGCUGUAAGAAAAAUGAGGCGAUUCCCUGAUCAAAGACUACAGUGGCUACGGAAACAGUAUGUCAGCCUUUACCAGGAGGAUGGAAGGUUUGAAGGCCCAACCUUGGCUCAGGCUGUUGAGCUCUUUGGAGGCAGACGAUGGAGUGCAAGAAGUACAGGCACGGGAUCUCUCACCAAAAGCACUGAGAAGCCCAAUGUGCAGAGAAACAACACUCUGGGAAUCAACACAGCUAAGAAAAAGAAGAAAGUACUGAUCAGGGGUGAAAGUGGAGAGGCCACUGAUGAUGAAAUGGCAACUCGGAAGGCAAAAAGCUGUAAGGAAUAUCGUAAUAGAAGUGGUUCAGAUCCUCAAGAUAUUGAUGAACAAGAAGAACCAGAUCAAAAUAUUAUUAUUAAUGCUUCUCCAUCUAACAACUUGCCAUCGAGAAGAGCUCACUCUCUGACAGCAUCUGGAUCUCCCAACUUAGGAGCUACAUCAUCUUCACCAGCGAGACCAGUCUCCUCUCCUGUAAUAUCAUCAAGCAAAAGUCAGUCUAGCACAUGGAGCAGCAGUAGCUGGCAUGGCCGUGUCAAAGGAGGAAUGAAGGGAUUUCAGAACUUUAUGGUGUCUGAUAGUAACAUGACUUUUGUGGAAUUUGUAGAGCUCUUCAAAUCUUUCAGUGUCCGUAGCCGCAAGGAUCUGAAAGACCUUUUUGAUGUUUAUGCUGUGCCUUGCAAUCGAUCUGGCUUAGAACCUGCUCCACUUUAUACUAAUUUGAAGAUUGAUGAAAAUAGCAGUGGAUUCCAGCCUGAUUUAGAUUUGUUGACUAGAAAUGUUUCAGACCUUGGUUUGUUCAUUAAGAGCAGGCAGCAGCUAUCAGACAACCAGAGGCAAAUAUCUGAUGCUAUUGCUGCUGCCAGCAUCGUAACCAAUGGUACUGGAGUUGAAAGCACAUCGCUGGGAGUAUUUGCAGUAGGAAUUCAGCAGCUGAACGACUUCCUAGUGAAUUGCCAAGGAGAACACUGCACCUAUGAUGAAAUCCUCAGUAUUAUCCAGAAAUUUGAACCUAGUGUGAACAUGUGCCAGCAGGGGCUGCUGUCUUUUGAAGGAUUUGCAAGAUUUUUGAUGGAUAAAGACAACUUUGCCUCCAAAAAUGAUGAAUCACAGGAGAAUGCUGAGGACUUGCAGUUUCCUCUCUCAUAUUACUACAUAGAAUCCUCACACAAUACUUACCUUACUGGCCAUCAGCUUAAAGGGGAGUCCUCAGUGGAGCUCUACAGCCAGGUUCUUUUACAAGGCUGCAGAAGUGUAGAAUUGGAUUGCUGGGAUGGUGAUGAUGGGAUGCCCAUCAUUUAUCAUGGGCACACUCUUACUACGAAGAUCUCUUUUAAGGAGGUGGUGGAAGCCAUCGAGCGCAACGCGUUCAUCACCUCCGACAUGCCGGUCAUCAUCUCCAUAGAGAACCACUGCUCGCUGCCCCAGCAGCGCAAGAUGGCCGAGAUUUUCAAGAAUGUGUUUGGAGAUAAGCUGGUGACAAAGUUUUUAUUUGAGAGUGACUUUUCUGAUGAUCCCAUGCUGCCUUCCCCUGGCCAAUUGAGAAGAAAAAUCCUGCUUAAAAACAAGAAGCUGAAAGCUCAUCAAACGCCAGUGGAUAUAUUGAAACAAAAGGCUCAUCAGCUGGCACAUUUGCAAGCACAGGCUAGCAAUGGUGCUAGCAACCCCACACCUACCAAUGAAGAGGAAGAAGAUGAGGAGGAUGAAUAUGACUAUGACUAUGAAUCUCUCUCUGAUGCUGAUGUCCUUAAUGCUUCUCCUGCUCCUAACAGCCAGGAAGAUAAUAUUCUUGAAGAUCGACCAGAGAAUAAAUUAUCAAGUGAUAAACUGCAGUUUGAAUAUAAUGAAGAGAAUGCCAAACGACUAAAGAAGGCUGAUACUUACAAUAAUAAAGGAAAGGUUUAUGACAUGGAGCUGGGUGAAGAAUUCUAUCUUCCACAAAAUAAGAAGGAAAGCAGACAAAUAGCCCCAGAGCUAUCAGAUCUUGUCAUUUACUGUCAAGCUGUAAAGUUCCCGGGCUUGUCAACUCUAAACCCAUCUGGCUCUAGCAGAGGAAAAGAAAGAAAAAGCAGGAAGUCCAUUUUUGGCAACAAUCCUGGCAGGCUGAGCCCUGGGGAGUCAGCUGCUCUUGCCAAAGCAUCUGGAAAAGGUCCUUUCGAUGCGAUGCGGCAGACCUGGGAAGAUCCUUGCUCUCCUUACAACUCUCCAGCCUCCCUCAGUGCCAUCAUAAGGACUCCCAAGUGCUAUCACAUCUCGUCCCUGAACGAGAACGCUGCCAAGCGGCUCUGCAGGCGCUACUCCCAGAAGCUGAUCCAGCACACCACCUGCCAGCUCCUGAGGACCUACCCCGCUGCCACGCGCAUCGACUCCUCCAACCCCCACCCCCUCAUCUUCUGGCUCCACGGUGUGCAGCUCGUGGCUCUGAACUACCAAACAGACGAUCUUCCUCUGCAACUCAAUGCAGCAAUGUUUGAGGCUAACGGUGGCUGUGGAUAUGUUCUGAAACCUCCAGUUCUGUGGGAUAAAAACUGUUCAAUGUACCAGCAUUUUUGUCCAUUGGAAAGAGACCUUGAUAAUAAGGAGCCAGCUAUAUAUUCUUUAACAAUCGUGUCCGGCCAGAACGUUUGCCCCAGCAACAGCACGGGCAGCCCCUGCAUCGAGAUCGAUGUGCUGGGGAUGCCCCUGGACAGCUGCCACUUCCGCACCAAGCCCAUCCACCGCAACACUCUCAACCCCAUGUGGAACGAGCAGUUCCUUUUCCGCGUUCACUUCGAAGAUUUGGUCUUUCUCCGCUUUGCGGUUGUUGAAAAUAACUGCUCAGCUGUAACAGCCCAGAGGAUCAUUCCCCUGAGAGCCCUGAAGAGAGGCUACAGGCAUGUCCAGCUCCAUAACCUACACAAUGAAACAUUAGAAAUUUCCAGUUUGUUCAUAAACAGUCGGAGAAUGGAAGAAAGUCCCUCUGGAAACAGUCUGCCUGCAUCUAUGUUGUUUAGCCCGGGAGAAAGGAAAGCUGCCGUGACUUACAAAGUGACAGUUCAUGGAAUUCCAGGCCCAGAGCCUUUCACUGUUUUCAGUGUGAGCGCGGGGGCCACGGCUGCACAGCUGCUCCAUCAGAUCUUGGCUACCAUAAAAGGCACCGAGUCAUGCGCUGCAGACUAUUUUCUGAUGGAAGAGAAAAGUUUUAUAUCAAAAGAAAAGAGCGAAUGCAAAAAACCACCAUUCCAGAGAGUGAUUGGUCCUGAAGAAGGGCUAGUGCAGCUUUUAAACAGUUGGUUCCCAGAAGAAGGAUAUGUUGGAAGAAUUAUCUUUAAAACUCGAGAGGAAAAUUUAAAUGAGAGAAAUGUCUUUCAAGAAGCAAAGGAAGAAGCAGCUAUCAGCUCUGAGGAUGACAGCUUCUUUGUUCAGGUACAUGAUGUCUCCCCAGAGCAACCACGCACCGUGAUCAAAGCUCCACGCCUCAGCACGGCUCAGGAUGUCAUACAGCAGACUCUCUGCAAAGCCAAAUACUCCUACAGCAUUUUGAGCAAUCCAAACCCAAGUGAUUAUGUGCUUUUGGAAGAGGUGACUAAAGAGCCAGCAAACAAAAAGUCUUCAACAUCUAAACCAUCUCAGAGGAUUCUCUCUGAUCAAGAGUGUGUGUUUCAGGCCCAAAGCAAGUGGAAGGGAGCAGGAAAAUUUAUCCUUAAGCUCAAAGAACAGGUUCAGGCAGCACGAGACGACAAGAGAAAAGGCAUCUCCUUCACCAGUGAGCUGAAGAAGCUGACCAAGUCGAGCAAGCAGUACCGGGGCUUCGUGCCGGCCGCGCUGUCGGACGGCGCCCAGGGCCGGGAGGAGCGAGCCGCGGCCUUCAGCGACAGCGCCGAGUAAUGCGGCAGGUACGAGCCGCCGGCCAGCGCUGAGCAGCCUCGGUGCAGCUGGCACAGAGAAUCCUGCUCCCAAGCGAGCCACAAGGACUGGCAGAAUGAUCCAUAAACGUACACGGGCGUGCAGAGGCACGGUGACAUCAGGAAGGGCUCCAGGUGAACCACAGUGGUGCAGUUUCACUCACUUUCUCUGUCCAUUUAAAACAAAAUGUUGCAUCCCAGUUGUUUUUGCAGUACUCAUUUUUAUCAACAGUUGUGCUUAAAUAGCGAUGCUCUGUUACUCUUUUGCUCUGGGCCACGGCAAAUGGAAGUGAGCAGUAGAGCUUUUAUUGUUUUUUGUUAUGUCCAGAUAACAAAAUCAUCAGGAUUGGUGAUCUUUUUUAGCUAGAACAAGUUUAUAGCGUUAAUUUCUGUCUGUGGAAAUUUUGCCAGAAAUGUUUAAACAUUUACACUAUCCUUUCUGUAUCUCUUCAAUUUCUUCCAUCUUGCUUGACUUCAAACAACUGAAAUACACAACCGAGACUGUCCCAUUUAUAUGGAGCUAGUAAGUGCCACUUGCCCAGCACUGUACACUAACCAGACACUUGCACAGUGCUACUACAGCACUGUGACAGCAGCUGGGAAGUUGCAGCUCAUUGCAAAUGAAGAAAUUUUUUUCAGUGUUGAUCAUCCCACCUCACAAAUGGCCCAUUUAAGAUUACAUUUUUUUUCUGUAUACAUCUAAUUAUUAAAGCAUUAUUUGACAUGAACUGUAAUGCUGCUGCUAAGUCACUGACAGAAUUUAAUCAGUUUUCAUUUGCAAGGUAUUUCAAAUAGGAAGGGAUUAAUUUGAUAGCUUAUUUCUAGGUUGCUAUAAACCCUCUAAUGCAUUUAAACAAUUUGAAUUCAAAGAAAGCAAAGCAAAUUAUGGGAAAAUCAGAGUCACUUUCCUUCUUCUGCAUUUGGUUGGGUUUUUGUUGUGCUGGGGGUUUGUUUUGUUGUUUUCUUGGGGUUUUUUUCCCUUUUUUUUCUGAAACCAAAAUAUGGAAUUUACAUGACUGAAUCCUUCUGCAGUGCCUUUGAAGGACCCUGCUGCAGACUGAACUGGUCAGAACUGUGUGGCUUGUGCAACAGAUGCUUAAUCCAGGCAAUGCUGCUGGAUUAACAUCCAGACUCUGGGAAUCCUAAAUGGGAUACUGUAGAUGGGAAAGAUGCCUGUCAGCUCUCCAAGAUUCCUCUCUUCCUGUUUCUUCACAUCUGCAGAUUCUCCAUAGGCGGAUGGAGAAGUUUUCUUGGACUGUAUGUUGUAAACAAACACGUGUCAUCACCCUCCCCUUUUUAAACAAAAGAUAAUUUUAGCUUGUUGCCUCUAAGGAAGCUGAAGGCAGAGAAGCAGAGUGGUCUUUUAUGUGUAUUAUAUUUAAAUAACGCACUUUUACCUGACGAUUACUGUUAAACACUGUGUUAAGUGAUUGUAAAGAGAUUUAAAUAUACUGUAACUUCCUUUGCAUAUCUGUUUAACUUUGGUGAAUAUACACAAAACACUCAAAAUUAUUUAUGGUUUCUCUACAUUAACAAAAUAAUGUACAAUAGCUGAGUACACCUUACUGGUAGUGAGACCUUGGCAAGGAACAACAUUUUCUUCUUAUAAAUUUAGUUUUCCAGGCUUGUGUUUAAAGACAGAAUAUUUAUGAUCAUGUUUUAAAGUGCAUACCAUUGUAUAGUAUAUUUAUCAUAUACUACUUUUUAGAAAACGCAGAUUUUUUUUAUCUUUCUCUGGAUUUAGAGGAAAAAAAUAUUAGAACUUUUCUAGUUCUUUCUUUUCAGCACAAGAUUUUUAAUACCCAGUACUGACCAAAUUCAAAACAAUGCAUUAAUAAGUGUAAUAUUUCAAAAUUUUGAAUUCAAACCACAUUUUUCCAUGUAGUCAGGAACUGUCUUUUUACUUGUCUGUUAAACCCAGAGAGUAUAAAGGACUUUACACAAUAACUCUUGACAAUUCUGUUUACAUAGAAACACUGUUGUGAAGUUUUAUGUGUGCUGAUUUCAUCUUUUGUUAUCUAAGUUAGUUAUGGUCGUCUCUUUUUUUUUCCUUCCAUGGGAGUUACUGAUGUGUUUAGUUAUUUAAAAUAAUCCAUUACAGGGGCACAAAUUAAACAACUGCUGCCAUCAGCCAUCCCUUUGAUCUCCACAAGAAAUGUGUCUGUGGGGAACAAACUACUCUGCUCAUGUUUUUGUUUCACUAAAGCAAGCCCUAAACAAAGGAAAAGAAGUUACAGGCAGUAUGACAGCUAAUGCCCCCACCAUAAAUAAGUGAAAUUAAAGAAAACAAAGUUAUUAACUGGCAUAUAAACAAGCAGACAGAACCUGCAUUCUGUCACCAGAAACUGUGAAGUCUUUCACUAUACACUACGGAAAAUACCUAUAAAGUAGCCAUUUACCAAAGCAAGAACUGCCCUCUUGAGGUCACUUCCAGCUUUCAGAAAAAAAGAACCAGAGACAUAAAAAGGUCAAAUUUCUCAGAGACCAUGCACUUCCCACUGCUCAUCUUUCACAAAAGUAAAGUUUUGAACUUAUGUACCAAAGCAGCAUUUUGCAAAUCAGCAACAUGACUCAACUCAAGCCCCAGUUCCCUGUGAGGGACAUGUGCUCCCUGCCCAAGGAAAAGACUGAGCCUGAGCAAAAUGUUAAGUGACAACUUACACAAAGUUCUAUGCACUUUGCUUUGGAAUACUUUGGAAUUACUGGGAAGUACAUCAACCUGCUGCACAAUUCAACUACUGCAAUGAUUUUUGAAAAUGUUUCUUCAUUCUCUGUUAUUCUAAAACAGUAACAGUUUGAUGUCACUGAGAAAUUUUUCCUGGCAUUUUAAAAACAACACUUAAUGUCCUGUAGUUUGCCCUUACCUGUUUGGCUUUUUCUUUUUUGUUGGUGUGUUUUUUUGGGAUUUGGGGGUUUUUUAUCUUUAUAGGCUGUGAAAAUUUUUACUAUCGCCUGUAAUAUCACAGUAUGGCAGACACCCUUGCUAAUUAGUUGGAUUCAACAUAGAAAGUUCUUAUACCCAUGUUGUCAUCCACUAGGGCUUUUCUGUCACAGAUAUAAAAAAAACAAAAAAAAAAAUCAUGGGGAAGCAAAGGGGACACCAGUAGUCAUGUGUUAGUAGUUGUGCACCACAGGCCUAACACUAGCCUGAAGCCUUGUGGGCAUUUAAAAUCAGCAGUUUUGUACUAUUUCUGCUAACACAAUUUUUCUAGCUGUGGAAAUAGCUUAUUUAAGUAUCUCCAUUAUCAAUCACAGUCAAAACCUCCUUUGUCUGCUGUUUAUCACAGUGAAAGAGAAUAGCAAAAUAUUUGGUUUUUUAUUGAAAAACCCUAACUUUGUAGGCCUGUAGACAUCUGGAACUGUGUACGGUUAAUGAACUUGCUCCAGUAUUUUCAUUAAAGUACAUGCAUCACUUAAUAUAAUUUAAAGUUUAGGUAUUGGCAAAUAUUCAGGUAAACUUUUCUUGGUGAAACAUGAUACACUUUGGGGUGAAUUUGGGAAAGAACUGCACUGCUCUUCCUCUUGCUGGUUCUAAGUAGUGGAAAUACAAUACAACUUGAAGCAUUAAAGAGCAAGGGGGAGUUGUUAACUUCUGUGAAAGCUCAGUUAAAGAGCUUUCAUGUGCUAAGUUGUUAUGCUAAUAGGAAUGUUUAUUCUGUUUAGCCACAGAUUUUAUUUCUGCAGGAAUCUGUCCACACAUUCCUAUGACAAAACUGACAAAAAUAACUUCAUCUUUUUCCAUGCUUUUGGCUGAGUAUGGACAUAAAUUAGGAAAAUACAUUCAUUUUUACACUACAAACUAUUUACAGGAAGCAGCUUCCAGGAUAAAGUUUGAAAGAAAGGAAUGUAAAUAAUCAACAUCUUCCAGAAACAUGCAGUCUCUGAGCAGUAGCAGGCCUUGCACUGCACACUUUUCAGGUGGAAAUCUCUUGCUUUCUCCUGCUCUGUUGCCUAUUGACAAAAACAAAAAAACUUUUUAUUCUGUACUAUUUAAAAACUGCUACUUUUCUUUCCCUGUGCAGUACGUGGUGCUUGCAGUGUGUGACUGUAAGGGCCAAAAGCUGGGCAGUGCCAGCUCCUGUGUGCACGCAGAGCUCUGCUUGUAGGAACUGGGGCACUCUAGGAGCUGCUUCCUCUGCCACCCAAAGGCUUCCUGGUCCUGCCCCACUGACCCCAGGAAGAGCAGUCAGGACACUAAAAAAUACUAUCUCAAGUUCUUGGUUUUUUAAGCCUAGUGACACCCUUUUCCUUGCUUACAAAUAUUACUAGGUGAGGUGUCUGAAUAGCUGCUUUUAGGAAGGUGUCUGCUUCCAGAACUCACAGGCUUUUGAGAAUUAAACAUUUCAACGUGGAAAUAUCUAAGUAUUUCAAGAACAUUUUCUCUUCCAUUCGUAGUUUAUUUUUCAAAAAGAGAAAACCUUGCUGGUAGCUUUACAGGCUAAGUCUGCAGCUUCUGAUCCUCAGCUGUCUGUUCUGCUCUUCAACUGCUUCAAUUAACAUCUGAUUUUUAAUCACGGUCUGUUACUAUUCCACUAAAAAACUCAGUUUACUUUUAGGGUAGCCCACUAAAUGUACCAAUGAUGGCAAUUUUUUCCUGUCUGUGAUGAAUAUUUUGUAACUUAAAUAGUGAUAGACAUUUGGCAGAGUUAGCAAAUUAAACACAAAAAUAAAUAGCAGAAAAUAGAUUUUGCUCCAAUAGAUGUGUAAGCUCUUCAGAGUGACUUGUACAGUUGUCUUCCUCUGCCUCUUCAAGCAUGUCAAAAUAUUCUGACAAUGCAACAUCACUAUGUGCCAGUCUUUUAUGUUUGGAGACUAUCUAAAAUAAGCAAUUUUAAAAGUGACUUUUCCACCUGGACUGUUUUCUCUCUGCUGACUUGAAUAAACUGUAUUUGUAUAUGUUGUAAAAAAAUAAAUGGUUUAAGAAGUUGAA
Molecule: messenger RNA, 12342 nt
Organism: Lonchura striata (white-rumped munia)
Lineage: Eukaryota; Metazoa; Chordata; Aves; Passeriformes; Estrildidae
Source: RefSeq, a predicted model, not a curated record